This is a messenger RNA of Lobosporangium transversale, 1346 nucleotides long. RefSeq names its product diacylglycerol acyltransferase. Bases 273 to 1292 code for a protein of 339 amino acids. NCBI's taxonomy places the organism in Eukaryota, Fungi, Mortierellomycota, Mortierellomycetes, Mortierellales, Mortierellaceae. Gene Ontology annotation, biological process: triglyceride biosynthetic process. The record is from RefSeq and is a predicted model, not a curated record. Gene Ontology annotation, molecular function: diacylglycerol O-acyltransferase activity. The transcript has 4 exons. Gene Ontology annotation, cellular component: endoplasmic reticulum membrane.
UGUCAAUGAUAUUGCAACACAAACACACUGACCUCAUUGAGUUCUUGGACUCGUAUAUAAAUAUUCAUAAAGAGUGUCAUGGCAGAAUAUCUUCCUACUUAGCCUUCUCUUCUUUCUCUCUUCUCUCAUUCUUCCACUCAUUCUUUCUCAUUCCUCCCAAACAUCUCAUUCACUCAUUCACCCUCAGUUUCUUCCAUACAAUUUGAUACAACAUAACAUUUAGAGACCAACAUAGUGUAAAUCAAGGCAGUAAAAUCAAGAAUAAGGAUAAAAUGAAUGAUAGUCAUAGCAAAAUGCCAAUCUUUGCACCAAUAAGCCUUCCCAUCAAACGGAGGCUUCAGACAGCAGCGGUCUUAUUCUGGAUGACGGCUUUGGCGACCUGUACGACGCUCUUCUUUUACUUGUGCACUAUCAAAUAUUUAUGGCCAUUGAUUAUCAUCUACCUCCUCUGGAUUUUGAUGUUCGACCGUGCGCCCGAAGAAGGCGGCAGAUGUUUCGAUUGGGCUAGGAGAUUGCCUAUCUGGCGACACUAUGCUGAGUUCUUCCCGAUGACUUUGAUCAACGAAAGUGAUUUAGAUCCAUCUAAAAACUACAUUUUUGGGUACCAUCCUCAUGGAAUCAUUUCAUUGGGUGCGAUUGCCACCUUUGGAAGUGAAGCACUCAACUUUUCGAAACGAUUUCCUGGGAUCAACAUCCGUCUGUUGACACUGCAAACCAACUUUACUUUUCCAAUCUAUCGCGACAUGAUCAUGGCACUUGGUUUGGCCUCGGUCUCAAAGGGAUCAUGUGAAAACAUCUUAAAGAUGGGUCCGGGAAGCUCGAUCGCGAUUGUGGUUGGUGGUGCUCAAGAGUCAUUGGCUGCUAAGCCUGGAACAAUAGAUCUGACCCUCAAAAAGCGACUGGGCUUUAUUAAGCUAGCUUUAGUUAACGGAGCAAGUUUAGUUCCAACUUUGGCAUUUGGUGAAAAUGACUUGUAUGAACUCUACGGUGCCGACAACAAGAGCAAAACUUACAAAGUUCAACAAGCGAUGAAGAGGGUCCUGGGUUGGACAAUGCCCUUGUUUAAUGGUCGUGGUGUCUUUAACUAUGAAUUUGGAGUCCUUCCAAGGAGGAAACCUGUUCACAUUGUAAUUGGAAAACCUAUCCAUGUCGAGAAAGUUGAAGGUUCACCUACGGAAGAGCAACUCAAAGAAUUGCAAAAGAAGUAUAUUGAUGCACUUUUGGGUAUCUGGGAUCGUUAUAAAGACAAGUAUGCUGCUGGUCGUACGCAGGAACUUCAAAUUGUUGAGUAACAAUAGGUGAUUAAUAGAUUAAAUAUUUAAAUAAAGCAUUUUCAUUUCAUGUAC